This is a messenger RNA of Onychostoma macrolepis, 4543 nucleotides long. Its product is annotated as gastrula zinc finger protein XlCGF8.2DB-like. The record is from RefSeq and is a predicted model, not a curated record. Lineage: Eukaryota; Metazoa; Chordata; Actinopteri; Cypriniformes; Cyprinidae. Gene Ontology annotation, molecular function: RNA polymerase II cis-regulatory region sequence-specific DNA binding; DNA-binding transcription factor activity, RNA polymerase II-specific. Gene Ontology annotation, biological process: regulation of transcription by RNA polymerase II. The transcript has 2 exons. Bases 939 to 1724 code for a protein of 261 amino acids.
CAUAUCUCAUGACUUAAGUGCAAUGCGUCUUUUCCUCGAGGGGCACUGUUUGAUACACAACGACAACAUGAUAUUUCACUCAUAAUUACCGCAGACAUAAGACAAAGGAAUAUCAAAAGCAAAAAUUGAACUGGUUUGAUUGGCUUUACUGCAGAGCAAUUACUGUAUGCUGUGAAAUAUAAAUGCCACUGUCAUUUGGUGGUGGAUGUGGUGAAUAAGCUGCCGGUGAUCAAAAUAUUGAUUUUGAAGCCAUUGAAAACGAUAGCUUUGAGAAUAUGGUUGAGGUCGUGAAUAUGAGUCAGAUGCUGGAUGUACUGUGGAAGUGCACUCUGACGAUGACAGCGAUGGUAAUAUCAUCUGCUCAAAUUGAACCCUUCCAAGUUUCAAAAGGUAACGAAAUAUGCUUUAUUCUUCUGGACUUGUUCUUAAAAUAUCGAGAGAUUUUUUUAAAUUAUUAUUUGGCUAUUGCAGCAGUUAGAGAUUCACCCGUGCUGGAUAUAGGUGGAUAUAGGAUAUAGGUGCGGGUCUCUAAAGACAAGAAUAUGUAAUCAUGAUUGGCGAAACAUUCAUGCAUUUAAGGGCUAGUUUAUUUAUAUGAUCAUCAUCAUUCAUUACAUCACAUUACCUCUGUCUUCGUACUGUUUUUCUUCUUCUUCUCUUAUUUUUUUCUUCCCUGAGCACCAGAGGGCUUCGGCUUCGGUCUUUGAUCACAAUCAGACCUGAAGGUGCUGAAAGAAGAGAGCCAAGAACUGAAUGAAAAUGAAGAGAAGUACCUGGUUGAGAAAAAUCCUGAUUUCAUAACGGAAGAAAAAUAUUUUAGCUGCUCGCAGACUAAAAACUCUUCCACACGAAAAAGAGCUCAGAAGACAGGAACUAGAGGUUUCUCCUGCCAACACUGUGGCAAAAGUUUUACUCAAAAUGAAACCCUUAUAAGACACAUGAGAAUUCACACCGAAGAGAAACCUUUCACCUGCAAAUAUUGCGGAAAGAUUUUUUCUCAUAAAGGAAACCUUAAAAAGCACAUACGAAUUCACACUGGAGAGAAGCCAUACACAUGCCAACAGUGUGGAAAGAGUUUCACACAAAGUGAAAGGCUUAAAAUCCACAUGAGAAUUCACACUGGAGAGAAGCCAUACACAUGCCAACAGUGUGGAAAGAGUUUCACACAAAGUGAAAGGCUUAAAAUCCACAUGAGAAUUCACACUGGAGAGAAGCCAUACACAUGUCAACAGUGUGGAAAAGGUUUCAGACAAAACGUAAGGCUUAAAGUUCACAUACGAAUUCACACUGGUGAGAGGCCUUUCAACUGCAAACAGUGUGGCAAGAGCUUCACUGAAAAAGGAAACCUUGAAGGCCACAUGAGAAUUCACUCCAGCGAGAAGAUAUUUACCUGCCAACAGUGUGGAAAGAGUUUCACUGAAAAAGGAAACCUUAAAAAACACAUGACAGUUCACACUGGAGAGAAGCCUUUCACCUGCAAACAGUGUGGGAAGAGUUUCACACAAAAACAACAUCUUAAAGUCCACAUGAGAAGUCACACUGGAGAGAAGCCUUAUUCAUGCACUCAGUGUGGAAAGAGCUUCACUGAGAAAAGAAACUUAAAACUCCACAUGAGCGUUCACACUGGAGAGAAGCCUUUCACCUGCCAACAGUGUGGAAGGAGCUUCACAACAGCAAUAAACCUCAGGUGUCAUGUGAGAAUUCACACUGGAGAUCACAUGUGAUCAGUGUGGAAAGAGUUAAAAAAAAAAAAAAAUCCCUUAACCUGUCACUUGAGUUCACCCAAGAAGUGUGGAAAAAGUGUCAGCCUAAACCAGGGAUCAGCAACAUUUAUAUCAUGAAGUGCCAUUUUUAAGUUUAAGUUCUUUCUGACGGCAUUUACCCCUGGUCUUUUUUUAUGAUUGGAUAGCUAUGCAAUCAGAGAAAACACAUGAAUUGACCAGGUACACAUGAACUGAGUCUCCACGUUUUGAUGUGUGUGGAAUGUGAACAGGUACUCCUGUCAGCAUUGAUAGCCUAGUGCAGGGUUCUCAAAACUCAGUCCUGGAGGGCCACUGUCCUUCAGAGUUUAGCUCCAAAACCAAUUAAACACACCUGAACAGCUCAUCAAGGUGUAACUAGGCAUGCUAGAAACUAAGCCAGGUGCUUUGGAGCUGGUUGGAACUAAACUCUGCAGGAUAGUAACCGUCCAGUACUGAGUUUGGAGACCCUUGGUUUUUUUCCUGUUUUUUUUGUUUCUCAAACACGAUCAGUUUUACCAGGGAUCAACUGCUGAACAUUGGGCAGAACACACCACAAAAUCUUUUAUCGGAUUUUGAUUAUUCGGACGUUUUGCUGGACAUUGUAGUUGGCGGAGCAGUAGCACUGUUCAGACGCUACAGGAUGCGCAGAAGGCGGAAGCAAGGCGGCGCGCUCAUGAAGCUUCGUUAGCGAGGAUUUAGAAUGUCUGUUGCCUAGCAUCCAUCUAGCGAAUCUCUACUCUCUACCCAACAAAAUGGAUGAACUUCUUCUGCUCUCCCGGACAAAUAAGCAUUUUUCUAAAUCUGCUGCUCUGUGUUUCACAGAAACCCGGCUGAAUGAUGCCAUUCCUGACAGCGCGCUCCAUCUGCUGAACUUUCAGCUGAUCAGAUCAGACCGCAACACAGAAUCAAUGGGGAAAUCGCGCGGCGGUGGGACAUGCUUUUACAUCAAUGAGAGGUGGUGUACAGAUGCAGUCCAUUUUAAAUGAGCCUUGGCCCACAGGACAUGACGGCGCUUCUAGACCAUGUUCACAUAUGGCUUCCUUUUUGCAUGAUAGAGCUUUAGUUGGCAUCUGCAGAUGGCACGGUGGAUUGUGUUUACCGACAGUGGUUUCUGGAAGUAUUCCUGGGCCCAUUUAGUAAUGUCAAUGAGAGAAUCAUGCCGAUGCAGUGUCGUCUGAGGGCCCGAAGACCACGGGCAUCCAACAAAGGUCUUCGGCCUUGUCCCUAAAGCCCAGUACACACCAAGCCGACACCGACAAACUAGUGACUACGAAAGCAGACUGCGGGGUCGGUUCACAUCGGCAACGUCUGGGUCCAAAGUUGUCCUGACACGCCAAGCCGACGCUCGGCACCCGACGGCCAAGUAGCAUGUCCGUUCUGUUCCAUUUUCUCACGCACUGGUUCGCCAGCUGAACAGCCAAUCAGAAUUAACUGAUGGGCCGACUGACCGACGAGCUCCGAUGCCGAUUCAACAUGUCGAAUCAGCCGAAAAAAAGCCAAAGAGGACCAACUUCAGCCGACUGUGCAGAACACACUGAGAAAACUUAGUCGGCCGACGAACAAAAACUGCCCGUCGGCCGACCAUUGGCUUGGUGUACAGACGGGCUUUACGCACAGAGAUUUCUCCAGUUUCUCUGAAUCUUUUGAUGAUAUUAUGCACUGUAGAUGAUAAGAUUUGCAAAGCCAUUGCAAUUUGAUGUUGAGGAAUAUUGUUUUUAAAGUAUUCCACAAUCUUUUUACGCACUCUUUCACAGAUUGGAGAGCAUCUACCCAUCUUUUCUUCUGAGAGACUCUGCCUCUCUAUAGCCCUAUUCAGACGGGACUAGUUUUCUAAACUAUGUUUGAGUUUUGAUUGUGACGUCUGAGAUUUUCAUAUAUCAAUUCGGACGGGACAAACAUCUCCGUGUUUAUUACAGAGGUGGGAGGGUCUGUUUAGGACAUCUGGACAUUUCAGAGAUCACACGCUCUGUAUGCGUGCAUUGCGUAUAGUCAUUCUGAUUGAUUACCAUUAGUAUAAUCACACAAAUACUGUGGUGAAGCUAAAUGGCUAGUAUAGCAAAACCAUGUUAAUGUGUGGUUACUUUACUUUUACUUUAGUUAUUUAUUUGUAGUAAACCUGUGUUUAAUUUUCAUAAAGGUACAUAUGUAAUUAAAACAUUAUGUAAUUGAGUGCAGAAAUGAACACAAAUAAUUUUACCUGACGCUGAUAUUACAAUAGCCAGUCUUAACAGUUUACGUGAUCUGGCUCUUGAUUUUAUUAUCAACGUUAAUUCAUGUUGGCCAAAACACACAAGGAAACACGUUGUGUUAAAAAAAAUAAAAUCACCAGCUAUUACAGACAUCGCAUUCGGACAGGAUUAGUUUUCUCAGAGGAUCACCAAGUUUGCUGAAAAACAGUUGGUAAUUUGCUCUGGAAUUAUUACAGAGGUUGUGUGAGAAAAACACAGACGUGGCAGAUUCAGACGGGAUUAAAAUCACCAAGUACGUCUGUGAAACACAAAUUUCUCUAACGACCCCCUGUAAAACUAGUCCCGUCCGAAUAGGGCUUAUGACAUCCCUUUUAUAGCUAAUCAUGUUACAGACCUGAUGUCAAUUAACUUAAUUAGUUGCUAGAUGUUCUCCCAGCUGAAUCUUUUCACAAUUCUUGCUUUUUCAGCUCUUUGUUGCCCCCAUGCCAACUUUUUUUGAGACCUGUAGCAGGAAUCAAAUUUGAAAUGAGCUCAUUCAGUGGAUAAAAGUUCUCCGUUUAAACAUUUGUUAUGUUCUCUGUUCUAUUGUGAAUAAAAUAUUGGCUCAUGUGA